AUGGCACCACCGACCCACCGACCCUCCAUGGCUGCACCACCCACCCACCUCCCGACCCUCCACUGCACCAUCCAGCUCACCGACCCCUGCCCCUUAAUGGCACCACCACCCACCGACCUCCCAAUGGCACCACCACCCACCGACCUCCCAAUGGCACCACCACCCACCGACCCUCCACUGGCACCACCACCCACCGACCUCAAUGGCACCACCACCCACCGACCCUCCACUGGCACCACCACCCACCGACCCUCCACUGGCACCACCACCCGCCGACCCCUCAAUGGCACCACCACCCACCGACCCUCCACUGUCACCACCACCCACCGACCCUCCACUGUCACCACCAUCCACCGCCACCCUCCACUGCACCACCACCACAACCCUCCACUGUCACCACCACCCACCGACCCUCAAUGGCACCACCACCCACCGACCCUCCACUGGUCACCACCACCCACCGACCCUCCACUGGCACCACCACCCACCGACCCCUCAAUGGCACCACCACCCAUCGACCCUCCACCAGCAUCACCACCCACCGACCGCCCAAUGGCACCAUCACCCACUGACCCUCCACUGGCACCACCACCCACCGACCUCCCAAUGUCACUACCACCCACUGACCCUCCACUGGCAUCACCACCCACCGACCCUCCAACAACGCCACCACCAACCAACCCUCCACCAUCAUCACCACCAACCUAUGCCACCACCCACCAACCCUCCACCAAAUUACCAUCCACCACCACGACCUGCCACCACUCCACCGAUCACCACCGCCGAUUCCACCACCAACCCUCCACCAAAUUACCACCCAUCGAAGACCCACCGACGCCACUGCCCACCGACCUCCCACUAGCAUCACCACCCACCGACCUCCCACCAGCAUCACCACCCACUGACCUCCCACCAGCAUCACCACCCACCGACCUCCCACCAGCAUCACCACCCACCGACCUCCCACCAGCGUCACCACCCACUGACCUCCCACCAGCAUCACCACCCACUGACCUCCCACCAGCAUCACCACCCACCGACCUUCCACCAGCAUCACCACCCACGACCUUUCCACCAAGCAUCCACCACCCACCGACCUCCCACCCGCAUCACCACACUGAACUCCCGAUCCCCAACUCACACCCACGACCUCCACCACAGCACACACACGACUCCCACCAGCAUCACCACCCACCGACCUCCCACCAGCAUCACCACCCACUGACCUCCACAGCAUCACCACCCACCGACCUCCCACCAGCACCACUGUCCACUGACCCUCUACCAACACCACCACCCACCGACCCUACACCAAAUUACCACCCACCGAAGCCCCACCGACCCCACCACCCACCGACCUCCCACCAGCACCACCACCCACUUACCCUCCACUGGCAUCACCACCCACCGACCCUCCGCCUGCAUCAUCACCCACUGAUCCCACCACCCACUGACCCUCCACUGCCAUCACCACCCACCAACACUCAACUGACGCCACCACCCACCGACCCACCACCAGCAUCACCACCCACCAAAGCCCCAACGACGCCACCACCCACCAACCUCCCGCCAGUACCACCACCCACUGACCCUCCACUGGCAUCACCACCCACCGACCCUCCACCAGCAUCACCACCCACCAACGCCCGACCAAUGCCACCACCCACCAACCUCCCACCGGCACCACCACCCACCGACCCUUCACCCACUGACCCUCCACCAGCAUCACCACCCACCAAUACCCCACCGACGCCACUACCCACCAACGCCCCACCAGCAUCACCACCCAUCUAUAUUCCACUGUUGCCACUACCCACCGACCCCCCACUGGCAUCACCACCCAACGACGCCACCACCCACCGACCCUCCACCAGCAUCACCACCCACCAACACCCCACCGACGCCCCACCGACGCCACUACCCACCAGCGGAUUCUGGAAUCCCCUCACACUGUGGAGAUGUCUGGGAGUUGAAGCAGUGAUCAAAUGA
This is a messenger RNA of Macrobrachium nipponense, 1989 nucleotides long. RefSeq lists its product as uncharacterized. The record is from RefSeq and is a predicted model, not a curated record. Lineage: Eukaryota; Metazoa; Arthropoda; Malacostraca; Decapoda; Palaemonidae. Bases 1 to 1989 code for a protein of 662 amino acids. The transcript is spliced from 3 exons.